AUGGGAGCAAGAGGGUCAAAAGAAACACUUGAAGACACAAUUUUCAACUUAAGAAUGGGUUCCAAGCAGCUUGCUAAAGAAUCCCAACGAAGCGAGCAGCAGUGCAACAUCGAAAAACAAAAAGCUGCAGCAAGUCUCAGAAAAGGGAUGAUUGAUAAUGCUAGGAUCUAUGGGGAAAACUCAAUAAGAUUUCACAACGAAAGCCUGAAUUACUUGCGUUUGUCCUCAAAAUUAGAUGCAGUGCAAUCCCGUCUUCGUUCUGCAUCUAGAACCCAAGAAUUAACCAAACAGUUUGGCCACAUCGUCCCACAGAUGAAUUCUGCUUUAAAAAGUAUGAACCCUGAGGUCAUUGCUAGGACCAUGAAUCAAUUCGAGAGCGUCUUUGAAAACUUUGAAGUUGUUUCAGGCACAAUAAAUCAAUCAUUAGAAACAGCUACUGUGACAAGUGCGCCGAGAAGUCAAGUCGAUGACUUAUUAAACCAAAUCGCUUCAGAACAUGGCAUACAAGUCCAAGCCGAGCUUGGAGAAGUGCCCCUUACACAGCCUAUAAGCCAGCCCCAGCAAAUGAGAGAGGAACAAAAAGCGGGGUAUGCUAGAUAUCAAUAA
This is a messenger RNA of Blepharisma stoltei, 606 nucleotides long. NCBI's taxonomy places the organism in Eukaryota, Ciliophora, Heterotrichea, Heterotrichida, Blepharismidae. The record is from the annotation of a GenBank genome assembly.